CUCGAGGAAUCCAGUGGUCGGGGAGUCGCCAUUUUGAGGGUGUCGGAGAAGCUGCAGGGAUACCGGCUCGUCUCCAGGAGUGAGAUUCGCUCAACUACUGAAGGAGCUGUAGUGCGAGGGUGAUGGAGGUAUACAUUGAGCCACCACAAGUGCCGCAGGAAGCCCUGGCAGCGGCAGCACAGCUCGAGUUAGGGGGAACGCCGCAGACCCUCACCAUUCGACGACCUUUCAAUCCUGUAGCCCACGAAUUGGACGCCAACUUCAGACUGACACGAUUCGCGGACCUGAAAGGAUGAGGGUGCAAGGUCCCCCAGGAGGUGCUAACACGCCUACUGGAGGGACUGCAAGAUGAUGGGACGGGGCACGAGCACGACCAUACCACACACUUCAUGCACAUGCCCAUCACACAUAUUGGAAUUGGAAUGGAUGCCAGUGUUACUCCCCUUCGUCAUGGUGGUCUGUCCCUCGUCCAGACAACUGACUUUUUCUAUCCUUUAGUUGAUGAUCCUUAUAUGAUGGGUAAAAUUUCCUGUGCUAAUGUGUUAAGUGACCUGUUUGCUAUGGGCGUGACAGACUGUGACAAUAUGCUUAUGUUACUAGGAGUCUCAACCAAGAUGACGGAAAAAGAAAGAGACGUUGUUAUUCCUCUUAUGAUGAGAGGCUUCAAGGAUGCUGCUUUAGAAGCAAACACUUCAGUAACAGGAGGUCAGACUGUGAUGAAUCCUUGGUGUACAAUUGGAGGUGUUGCUACUACUGUCUGUCAGCCCAACGAAUUUAUUGUGCCAGAUUGUGCUGUAGUUGGUGAUGUCUUGGUGCUAACCAAACCUCUUGGAACCCAAGUGGCUGUUAAUGCACAUCAAUGGUUGGACCAGCCAGAGAGGUGGAACCGCAUCAAGUUAGUGGUGUCUGAAGAAGAUGUCCGCAAAGCUUACCAGAGGGCUAUGGAUUCGAUGGCUCGCCUUAAUAGAACUGCUGCUAGGUUAAUGCACAAAUACAACGCUCAUGGUGCUACAGAUGUAACUGGGUUUGGUCUACUGGGUCAUGCACAGAACUUGGCUAAGAACCAGAAGAAUGAAGUCUCAUUUGUUAUCCACAAUCUCCCAAUUAUAGCAAAGAUGGCUGCUGUUGCUAAAGCAUGUGGUAACAUGUUCCAUCUGUUGCAGGGGCUGAGUGCUGAAACCUCGGGUGGUCUUUUGAUCUGCUUACCACGUGAACAGGCUGCUGCAUAUUGCAAAGACAUUGAAAAACAGGAAGGCUAUCAAGCAUGGAUUAUUGGUAUUGUAGAAAAAGGUAAUCGCACAGCUCGCAUUAUUGACAAACCACGGGUCAUUGAAGUGCCAUCAAAAGAGAAAGAUGGGGAGCUAUGGUAGAAGAGUGUCCAUAUGUUGCUGAGACAAAAGUCUUUUCACAUGUUGUAUUGGAUUGGCAGGGUUGACAGUUUCACCUGAAACAGUAAAGUUAUCCUGAAUUUAUACCCCAGGAUGGGCACAUUUCAUCUAGUUUGGUGAUACUAUACUGUUGUUAUUUUAUACCCAAGUAACUGAAGGCUAUGGACUUUUGUUAAUCUUUUGAUAUUUUGAAUUUGUAACAAUAUAAACUUUUAUUUUGCUUUAAGUAUACUGUUAUAAGCAAUAGACAAGACUGUUUAAUAUGCAUAGUAUAUAUCUACAAAUGAGGGCACACAACUUUUAAUGCUUGUUAAUAUAGCUCAUUUCCACUGCCAGCUCAUUUGUAUUCAUUUUGCAAGAUCUGCAUACUUAUCCUUGAAGAUCUGUACUCUUCCACAUAUUUAGUAAUGGACAUUGUUGUCCAUAUGAUGAUUGGUUAUUUAAUGUUCUUAAUGACAUUCCUUAUCAUACUAAGAGCUCAGUUAUGGCUGUUUUAUACCAGAUGAUCAGCUGCUCAGUGAUUAUUACUUUGCUCAAGAAAAAAAAAAACUUUCAGGUACAUAUUUAAGACGAGAUUAAAACAUUCACAUGCACGUCACUUUGUAAUGUGCUGUUAAAUUUGAUCAAAAGUAAGACACUGGAUGGCUUCAGCAGAAGGAGAACAAAUUAUGAAGGUCACUUAUAAAAAUUUCAUUGAAAUGGUUAGUGACUGGAAGCUUCAGAUCUCCUUCCUGCCCCAUCGAUCACAUGUCAGCCUUGGGAAAAUACAUUUUUUCAAGUA
Cherax quadricarinatus is the source of this 2169-nucleotide messenger RNA. It is a transcript of the gene Sps1, whose product is annotated as inactive selenide, water dikinase. NCBI's taxonomy places the organism in Eukaryota, Metazoa, Arthropoda, Malacostraca, Decapoda, Parastacidae. Gene Ontology annotation, cellular component: cytoplasm. Gene Ontology annotation, molecular function: ATP binding; selenide, water dikinase activity. The record is from RefSeq and is a predicted model, not a curated record. Gene Ontology annotation, biological process: L-selenocysteine biosynthetic process.